CAGCCAGUGACAGAUGAGCAAACCGUGUUGGUUCAGACAUUUCAGUCCACACUCCCUCACACACGCCGCGCCCACACCUGCCGGCACCACGCAUGCACGGGGACUACCACACGUGUCACCGCAAGGGGAAAUACAGGCUGCAAUUGUAUACCACAAAGUGAGCAGUGAGGGAGGAUGUGGUGAAGACUGAGGCAUAUUACAGCAUACCAGGCACCUCUCCUCUUCUGCUCCAAUCUGCCAGUAUGUUAUUCUCGACACCUUACUCAGAAGACCUCUUUGUGUUGGUGAUCUUCUUGGCACUCCUUUUUCACUGCAACACACAGCUCCUGGUCCCUCGGUGGAGCAGUGCCUGGUCUGUCCUCCUCAGCACAGCACACUGGCAUUGUCAGUGUGGGCUUUGUGCUGUGCAGGAAACAUCAGCACUGCUCACACUACUGCUACAGGAUCCAUCAUGCUGGACCAUGGACCGCAGAGUGUGGCCAGCUGUCCCUCAUCCCAUCGGUGUGGUGCUUCUCACUGGCAACUACUGUACACUCUCAUUCCUGUCUUCCUGGGGUGCUUGGCUGUGGUGUUGUGGUGUUACCCUUGGCAGUCUUCUAGAGAUAGUGUUGUAUGACUUACUGGAAGGAAGGGAAAGGGACACCAUUCAAUCAGACCUCACCUAACAUCACCUACUGUUCCCCGGACUUACUGCAAGGAGGAGGGAAAGACACCACUAAUGUUGUCACACCUUAAAACAUCUACACCAGCCAAUGUUCUGAACUGCUGUUGCGACUCUCCUCCCCUAGACUGACUCCCACCUGCAGGAUCAGUAU
Portunus trituberculatus (swimming crab) is the source of this 815-nucleotide messenger RNA. RefSeq lists its product as uncharacterized. The record is from RefSeq and is a predicted model, not a curated record. NCBI's taxonomy places the organism in Eukaryota, Metazoa, Arthropoda, Malacostraca, Decapoda, Portunidae. The coding region runs from base 243 to 665 and encodes 140 amino acids. The transcript has 4 exons.